Erigeron canadensis is the source of this 599-nucleotide messenger RNA. Its product is annotated as ethylene-responsive transcription factor ERF024. Gene Ontology annotation, biological process: regulation of DNA-templated transcription. Gene Ontology annotation, molecular function: DNA binding; DNA-binding transcription factor activity. NCBI's taxonomy places the organism in Eukaryota, Viridiplantae, Streptophyta, Magnoliopsida, Asterales, Asteraceae. The transcript has a single exon. The record is from RefSeq and is a predicted model, not a curated record. The coding region runs from base 54 to 599 and encodes 181 amino acids.
CACAAAGACAUCAAUCAUAUGUCAUGCAAAUACAUACUUGAAGACGAAAAAGAAUGUCGAAAAAUGAUGCAGCUAGUUCUUCUCGAAGUAGACACAUCAAAUAUAAGGGGGUGAGGCAGAGAAGAAGUGGCGGAAAAUGGGUUUCAGAAAUCCGAGAGCCCAAAUCUCCUAACCGUAUUUGGCUUGGUACAUUCUCCACCCCCGAAAUGGCAGCGGUGGCUUACGAUGUUGCAGCAUUGGCGCUCAAGGGUGGUGAUGCAGAGGUCAAUUUCCCCGAUUCAAUUUCUUCAUAUCCUGUACCGGCUUCUCUUAAUCCACGUGACAUCCAAGCUGCCGCGGCUGGUGCAGCAGCAGCAGCCGGGGCAGCAAUGGAUGCCUACCUGGCCGGUAUUGACCAUGGCGGUGGUGGUGUGGUUACAGCUGAACCGCCGUUGAUUGGAGGGGCCGGUGCAUUUGUGGACGAAGAUUUGAUAUUUGAUAUGCCUAAUGUGCUUGCAAAUAUGGCUCAAGGAAUGCUUCUUAGCCCACCACGGCCUGAUCCUAUUCACGACGAGAAUACAGCUGAAAACGCGAUGGACGUCCACUACUUGUGGAAUUAA